CAUAACCCUACUGUCUCACCUGAACCGGCGGCGAGUCGGGAGACAAACCCGGACGGACUCUCAGUGAGCAAUGAAAUGAGGUUUUACUCCUUCAGAUUUGGGUGUCUGCUGGCUUUGGCUUGUUUUGUGUCGGUUACCUGGAUUAAAUCGAUCCCCAAGGAUGGAGAAGCAGUAAGGCAGCCAGGUGGUUCAGGCCUACAGACGUUCCUCCAGCCCAACAUUUACCUGUACAUGCCCCACCUCAGACAACAUCCUGACAGCCUCCAACCUAAUGUAGUCAUAGGACAGGGACGCCGUGGAGUGUCCAUGGUCAUGGGCAUUCCUACAGUGAAGCGUGACAAGCAGAACUACCUGGUUAGCACACUCAGCUCUCUGCUCUACAGCCUGACUUCUGCACAACGCCAAGAUCUCCUCAUCAUUGUCUUCGUUGCUGAGACGGACCCAGACUAUGUGGGCAGCAUAGCAGAGACCAUCAGGAAGAAUUUUCCCAAGGAGGUGCAGUCCGGGCUAAUGGAGGUUGUCUCUCCUUCACAGUAUUACUACCCUGACUUCACCAGCCUCCGAGAGACCUUUGGCGACUCCAAGGACAGAGUCAAAUGGCGAACAAAGCAGAACCUGGACUUCAGCUUCCUCAUGCUCUAUGCUCAGGAUAAAGGAACCUAUUAUGUUCAGUUAGAGGAUGAUAUUGUUGCAAAGGCAGACUACUACAAUGCCAUGAAGACCUUCACCACCCAGGAAGCAUCCAAGGAGUGGCUCUUCCUGGAGUUCUCCCAGCUUGGAUUUAUAGGCAAGUUGUUUCGGACGCGUGACCUCCCGAUGAUUACGGAGUUCUUCCUGAUGUUCCAUAGAGACAAACCCAUCGACUGGCUGUUAGAUCACAUUCUGUGGGUGAAAGUCUGCAACCCAGAAAAAGACGCAAAAGACUGUAACAAAGAGAAGGCAUUGCUCAAGCAGAGGUACAAACCCUCGCUCUUCCAGCACGUCGGCCUCCACUCCUCUCUGCCAGGCAAAGUGCAGCAUCUGAAGGAUAAGGACUUUGGGAAGCAGGCUCUGCACCAGGCCCACAAUAACCCAGCUGCAGAGCUGAGCAGCAGCCUGAAACAUUACCAGCAGCACAGUCUGGACAGAGCUUACAGAGGAGUGGACUUCUUCUGGGCAUUAACACCCGUCAAGAAUGAUUUCAUCCUCUUCAGCUUCCCCCAACCAAUCCACAUAUCCGGGUACCUGUUUCGCAGUGGAAAUAUUGAGACGAGUGGAGAUAAAUUCUACAACACCACAGUGGAAGUGCUUCCCAGCAAAAUAUUCAUUAAAGUUUGACGACCACCAAAGAGAGGAACCUACACGCACACAUUGCCGUCAAGCCCAGUGCCUCACCUGUACAAACUGCUCCCCCUGUUGGACAAAGACUUUCACUACAGGGACUUGUUUUUCACAAGGAUUACAUGAAGUGCCUGAAACCGACUGACUGUUGCCUGUGAGGAUCUGUGUUCAGGGUUUUUUCUGAACCAGACUGAGGUCACCCAUUUCCAUUCUACUUACUGUUCAAUUCAGCAAUAUUAAACAUGUUGAGUUAGGACAUUUGGAAGGGAAUCCCUUGUGCAUUUGACCACACUGUGAGCUAACAGUAGCUGUUUAAAAACAGCAGAGCUACUUAAUAAAUAAUUUAUUAUACUGCCGCGUUUUAUUUUGUUGUAAAUUAACGAAAAAGUGUAAAAAAGAGUA
Messenger RNA from Morone saxatilis (striped sea-bass), 1722 nucleotides. RefSeq lists its product as uncharacterized. Gene Ontology annotation, molecular function: acetylglucosaminyltransferase activity. NCBI's taxonomy places the organism in Eukaryota, Metazoa, Chordata, Actinopteri, Moronidae. Gene Ontology annotation, biological process: protein N-linked glycosylation. The record is from RefSeq and is a predicted model, not a curated record. Gene Ontology annotation, cellular component: endoplasmic reticulum-Golgi intermediate compartment; Golgi stack; endoplasmic reticulum.